AUGAACGGCCUCCGGCGUGCCUGGCUGCUGGCCUGGCCUCGCCUCCGGGGCCGGCCGCUUCCAGGGCCCGUGUGCGGGAGGUGGAGGAGCAGCAGCAGCGCGUUGCCUGGGCGGCCCGCAGCCGACGGACGACGGCGCUGGGAGGCGGCGGUUAUAGCGGCGCAGGAGGAGCAGGAGGAGUUCGUCUUCCCCGAGUAUCUCCGUGAGGAGCCCGCCGCCGCCGCCGCCGCAUCCGCCAGGAAGCAGCGGGCGCCCGAGGAGGAAAACGCGCCGCCCCGGGGAGCCGAGGACGAGCUCGAGCCGGAGCGGGCUCGGGGCGACCGGCGGCGACCGAAGCAGCAGCUCCAAGAACGGCGCGGGAAGCCCGCAGGGCAGGGCCACAAAGUGGCGGGGCGGCCGGACCCUUCGGUGCCGUCGAGCGGCGUGAGCUGCUCGGGUUGUGGCGCGGAGUUGCACUGCCGGGACCCUGCCGUGCCCGGGUACCUGCCCAGCGAGAAAUACCUCAGCCUGGUAGGGCCUAAAGAGCCGCCGCCGCCGCCGCCGCCGCCGCCGGAGGAGGAGGAGGAGGCGGCGGAAGGCAGCGACGGGCUGAGGCAGGGGCAGCCGCGGGACCCCGCCAGGGAGCGGCCCAGCCGCGAGCAGCAGGCGCUGGAGGGGGCCGUGUGCCAGCGCUGCUGGCUCCUCGUGCAUCACCAGCGGGCUCUGCGGGUGCAGAUGUCCCGGGAAGACUACCGCAGCCUGGUGAGCACCGCCCUGCGCCGCCCUCCUCGCCACGGCCGCCCACCCCUGGUGCUCUGCAUGGUGGAUGUGCUGGACCUGCCGGACUCGCUCGUGCCCGGCUUGCCCGAGCUGGUGGGCAGCCAGGCCCACGUCUUCGUGCUGGGCAACAAGGUGGACAUGCUGCCCGGAGACUCCGUCCGAUAUCUGAAGCGCCUCCAAGAGCAGCUGCUGGAGAUCUGCGCCCGUGCUGGCCUCGUAGACAUGAGCCGGGCCAGCACCAGCACCAGCCGGCGUGUGGUUGACGUGCACCUCAUCAGUGCCAAGACCGGCUAUGGGGUGGAAGAGCUGAUCUCCAAGUUGCAGCGCUCCUGGAAAUUCAAUGGGGAUGUGUACCUCGUGGGAGCCACCAACACUGGGAAGUCUACCCUCUUCAAUACCCUCUUGUACUCAGACUACUGCAAGUCCAGAGCCUCCGAUGCAAUCAACAGGGCAACCAUCUCUCCUUGGCCAGGAACUACCUUGAACCUUCUGAAAUUUCCAAUUAUUAAUCCUACGCCUUACAGAAUAUUCCAGAGGAAAGCAAGAUUAAUAGAAGAUGCAGCAAAAACAGAGGAAGAUCUCAGUGAACAUGAACAGAAACAGCUUACUAUGCUCAAAAAGCAAAGCUACUUAAUAGGCAGAAUUGGAAGAACAUUUCAACAACCCAAAAAGCUAGAAAAAAAUUAUGAAAUAGAGUUUGAUGCUGAAGCAUUGUCUUUUAGUACUGAGGAAGAUCCUUCCCUUCCAUCCAGAACUGCUACCAAGAAAGUGGAACUCACAUACAAUGAAGUGAAAGAUGCUCGCUGGUUUUAUGACACUCCAGGGAUUGUAAAAGAUGGCUGUGUUUUAAACCUCCUCAAUGAAAAAGAAAUCAAACUUGUCUUGCCAACCUGUGCCAUUGUUCCAAGGACAUUUAUACUUAAGCCUGGGAUGACCCUGUUUCUGGGUGCAUUGGGGCGCAUAGAUUAUUUACAGGGGGACCAGCCCUCCUGGUUUUCUGUUGUGGCGUCUAAUUUGUUGCCUGUGCACAUCACUAUAGUAGAAAAAGCAGAUGCUGUCUAUCAAAAGCAUGCGGGUCAAACAUUACUGAAGGUUCCUAUGGGAGGUGAAGAACGAAUGAAAGAUUUCCCAUCACUUGUUCCACAGGAUGUGAUGUUGGAAGGAAUUGGUGAAGACGAGGCAGUGGCUGACAUAAAGCUUUCAUCUGCUGGUUGGGUUGCAGUUACAGCUCAUUCAAGCAACAAAAUGCAUCUUAGAUGCUAUACUCCUGAAGGGACAAUGCUGACAGUACGUAAACCACCUCUGUUGCCACACGUCAUUCACAUCAAAGGGCGCCGUAUGAGAGGAAGUUCAGCCUAUCAGACUAAAAGACCACCUGCCUUGGUGAAGAAUUUAAAAGUAAAUGGAAAUCAGAAAAAAGGCCUGAUGUGUAAGAAGUUGUAAAUAAUGGAAGUUCCCAAUCUAACAUUUACUCAAAAAUAGGACACUGUUAUUUGCCCUAAACUGAUUUUUAUUGUACUUUAAAAAAAAAAAAAGUUUUGAGAUUUGAAAUUAUAAUGGCCAUGUAGCAUUGAAAAUUGGAAUAUUGUGCUGCAAUCUGCAAUACUAUUUAUGUGUUCCAUGCCCUGUUUUUGGCACAUUAGGUUGGACUCUUUUCCAAUUGAUUUCUUUAUUUUAGUCAAUUAAUAUUGUCAAAAAAGGGAGGGUGAUCUCUGUUUCAACUCCAGUGUGUACUGAGCAUUAGCAGAGCAAUGUAUCAAUGCCUGUAAGAUAUAGAUAAAUUUCUGUUUAUUGCCAUGCAAGUCCAUCGUGAAAACGAGGAGGGCGAUGUUUGUUGGAUCUAUGAAAGUUUAUAGAGAUCAGCAACUUUGAUUCUGUCAUCAGGUAUUACCUGUAAUAACAGUGAAAUGCUGUUAAAUAAAUGACAUUUACGUACUGCGCUUUGAGAUUCAAGUGCCUUCUAAAAUGCCAGACCCCACCCCUUGCUGCCACCUGCAGACAGCCAAAAUAAAAACACAGCUAUCAAGCAGAGGAAGCCAGCGUCCAGGCAGCUGUCGAAUGGAAUCUGGUAAGCUACUUAAGAAAUGGACUAACAGGAGAGAAAUCCAAGGACAGGAAGGACUGCAGGAAAUGAAACCCAGGACUAUAUACCAAAAGGGCUUCUGUUUCAUAUUUGAAUUUGUUACAGAGAGGCCAUUCUGCUUGUGUGAGACCUGCAAGUUGGAGAACUCCCAGCCACUCGUGAUUAUCCAUUACUACUGAAGUAAAGUGUGGAGCAGUAUUGUGUUAAUAUUGUGAAUCAAGAAAUGAAGAAUUGUCAACCAGGUGGGUAAAAGGCAAAAAUUGAGCGGCUAUAUUUGGGUGUGUGUGUGUUUUAUUGAAAAUGAUCCCUCAGUUAUUAGGGCCUAAUAAAAACUGACUUCAAAAAGAAUGUAUUUUACUAGUAUAUACUGUAUGUUUGUAGCAUACUCUAACUAGGUGGGAUCACAAGAUGAAUUAAUGCAUCUCACCCUCCCACAAAAACAGACUGGAAUUAUAUAGUACUUGAGGUCAAACAGAUCAUGAAACUCUCUCUGGUGCCCAAUGGAUUUUGCCUAUUACCCAUAGAUAAACACAGGCCACAGCUAGACCUAAGGUUUAUCCUGGGCUCAUCCAGGGUUCGCCCCUGCCUGAGCACUGGAUCCCCUGUGUGUCACCUAGAUGAACUGGUUUGACCCCAGGAUAAACCUUAGGUCUAGCUAUGGCCACAGUUUUAAAUCUGCUGAUUGAAAGCUUUAAAACCGAUUACAGAUAACUGCAGUCUACAUGCUUCUAAUUGUGAAAGGCUUGGGAUGAGCUGCUGCUAGUCUAAAGCUUUUAGCUCUUUCUGUCUUGAGAAAUAAGGGACAAGAUAAAUCUUAAUACCACUCCUGUUUCUCCUGUUCCAGCAUCUUGUGGAGUUGGAAGUAUGCAUAAUGCACCUGGGAAAGGGAGUAUUUGUUUCAUUUAUAAGACCAUUUCUAGACCAGGUUUGGGCCUGAAACAAUGCCUCCCAAAGCAGCUUACAAUACACUAAAACAAAAUAAUUGUGCAUUAAAACUAAUAUUUAAACAUUAGGAGCAAAAUUGAAAAGCAAAGACAGUGGGAAAAUGAACUUCAAUAUUCUAAUUAAACAAUUGAAAAGGCAAAGUAUAAAUGCUUUUACUGUCCAUGUGGUAUUAUCUGUGUGCCUUUGACUUGUAUGCCUCUAGACUACUGUAUGUUGAACCAAUUAAGAAUGAUAGUGCAGAUGAUUUAAAGCAUGAACACAUCCAGACAGGGCCUCCUGUUGUAUCUAGAAUAAAGGCUUCUGUCCUAAAUGUCUGAGAAUGGAUUUGCAUCUUUUCCCAAAUUUUCUAUUUGAAAAAUCAUUUUGAUUCUCUAGAAAGGAAUGAGAAGCCUUUAACCCUCUAAUGCUGGAGCCUACAACUCCCAUGAUCCUUCACCAUUGGCUAUGUUGGUUGGGGCUGAUGGAAGUUGUAGGCCAAAACAUCUUGAGGGCCCCAAGUUGUCCAUUCUUGCUCUAGGACAAUAGUUUCCACCUACCACCUCUGCAGUCCAGGGAAUUCACAAGAGGGUAGUUAGUAGUUGAAGCAUGUUUUUUACAGCUUCAUAACUCAGGCUCUUCCUAAAUACACUAUAUAGCUCAGAGAAUACAGAAUCUCAGCUUAGUGUAUUUAGGAAGAGACGAAAAGAUGAAGCUGUAAAAAACACGCUUCAACUAGUAACUACCUCUUGUGAGUUCCCUAGGUAGUCCUAGUUAAGCCUCGGGAGGUAAAAAUACUGCCUUACUUUACAGACUUGUGGUAAGAAUAAAAUAAUGUAUCUAAAGCACUUUAAAAAUGAAAGUGCUAUAUAAAUGCUAAGUAUUUUAUUAAUCAACUAGCUAGGUAACAAGUGUGCUCUUGAUAUUCUGACAUAUUCUAGUCUAGUGCAGCUAAGAAACAUUUUAGGUUAAGGGUUCAAAUGGGCUUGAUUCUCAGCGGCUGUAACAAGCAGGGGAACUGACCAGGUUUAGUCCCAGGUUUUCCAGCUCCACAUAAAGCAGAUGCAAGUCACAUGAAUUAUUUUAGAGCAGAGAUAGGAAACAUACUGCCCACAGGCACCCCCAGACACCUUUCUUGUUGCCCUCUGAGACACACUUCUCCUAAAUGUUAUUUUUAAAAUGUUUAAAUAUUUUCUUACUGGCAACUGGGAUUGCUUCAAAGCGGAGUGGGAGCCUUUGGUUGCUUCCAUUUUAAUUUCCCAUGAUUGCCACUGUGCAUUUGCUCGUGUUUUGUGACUAGGGGCAGAUCUACACCUAGCAGGAUAUAGCACUAUGAAAGCAGUACAUGAGGCAGGAGCCACACCAAGCAGGAUAUAGCACUAUGAAAGCGGUAUAUGGUAUGUCUCAAUGGGCCCCAACAGUUGUCAGUGCACUUCAAUACCACUAUAAAGCAGUCGUGUGGCUCCUGCCUUUUAUAUACCGUUUUCAUACUGCUAUAUCUUGCUUGGUGUUGAUCUGGCCUACCUACGCCCACCUAUAACAGCCACUUUAUGGUUGUGCCCAGGACUCUUUCUCAAAUUUCCAGGUCUACCCACAGGCUCAAAAGUUUGUUUAUCCCUAGUUUAGUGGAUAGGUCAUAGCUAAGUAGUAGAGCACCUGUUUUGUAUGCAGCCAGUCCCAGGUGGAGCUGGAAUUUUUUUCUAUCCUGUUUGCUACAUUUGUAGAGCCUCGUGUGGCACAGAGUGGUGAGCAGCAGUUACUGCAGCCGAAACUCUCCCCACGGCCUGAGUUCAAUCCCAGUGGAAGCUGGUUCUCAGGCAGCCGGGUCAGGUCGACUCAGCCUUCCAUCCUUCCGAGGUCGGUAAAAUGAGUACCCAGCUAGCUGGGGGAAAGGGAACAGCGACUGGGGAAGGCAAGGGCAAACCACCCCGCUACAAAGUCUGCCAAGAAAAAGUCAGCGAAAGCAGGCGUCCCUCUAGGAGUCAGCAAUGACUCAAGUGCUUGAACAACAGGUUUCUUUCCUUUCCUUGCUACAUUUGUAGGUCCAGCUUUGCAAUUACUAUGGUCAUGUAACCACCAAGCUAAUUUUCUUUUGUAAUUUUUCUUAAAUAAACAAUCCAUUUUGGUUUA
Messenger RNA from Elgaria multicarinata webbii, 5893 nucleotides. It is a transcript of the gene NOA1, whose product is annotated as nitric oxide associated 1. The record is from RefSeq and is a predicted model, not a curated record. Gene Ontology annotation, molecular function: GTP binding. The transcript has 7 exons. The coding region runs from base 1 to 2202 and encodes 733 amino acids. Lineage: Eukaryota; Metazoa; Chordata; Lepidosauria; Squamata; Anguidae.